CGUUCAGCCAAUCACGUCGCUGCUCCUCCUGCUCCUCCUGCUCCUCCUCCCUGACUCCGUGGUUGCGGACAGUGUCGUAUUAUCUGAGCGGUGAAAGAGUGAAUUGGAUCCGCAGGAACAUGCCCGAGGUCCCGCCUGGAGCUCCGGAGGUUUCCCGGAAAAGAGGCGCAGAGGCCGGGGCACCAUCUCAACGAGGCCCGGAGAGGAAGAAGGCCUGCUGGGGCAUUCUGACCAGCCAAGGGUCGUGGGCAGAUCGCUCCCCUCUCCAUGAAGCAGCCUCUCAGGGUCGACUGCUCGCUCUCCGCACUCUGCUGGCUCAGGGAUAUCACGCCAACAUCGUCACCAUCGAUCAUGUGACCCCUCUCCAUGAAGCCUGUCUGUCAGGACAUGUCGCCUGCAUCAGAGCACUGAUAAACGCCGGAGCUAAUGUGAACGCGGCCACCAUCGAUGGCGUCACUCCUCUGUACAACUGUUGUUCUUCCGGCAGCGUCGGCGGCGUGGAGCUGCUGCUGCAGAGUGGAGCGUACACACGCGCCUCACACACACACUUCCCUUCAGCUCUGCACGAAGCCUGCAAGAGAGGUAGCAGCCAGUGUGUAGAGGCACUGCUGUCUCAUGGUGUUGAUCCAGACUACAUGGUGUCUCACCUGGGUUCUCCUCUCUACAUGAGCUGUCUCCACCAACACGCUGCCUGCUCCAGGAUUCUGCUGCACAAAGGUGCCAGUGCUAACGUGGGCAGAGACAGAGACAGUCCGCUUCAUGCCGCUGUCAGACAGGACAACGCUGACCAGGUGUCAGUCUUACUGGAAUAUGGAGCUGAUGUCAACCUCAGAGACGAAAACGACCAGCGACCUGUGGACCUUGCGCCCCCUGGUGGAAAAACAAAGCAGCUUCUCCAUAUAUUUGAAGUUUCUCCGAGGACUCUCCGCCAGGUGUGUCGUAUCCAUAUCAGGCGUCUGAUUGGUCGAUCCAGGCUGACGGAGCUGCACUGUCUUCCUCUGCCCCCUCUGCUCACUCAGUACCUGGAGCACACUUAGGCUACGUCCACACUACUUUGUUGUAAUGUAAAAACGCAUGAGGUCUGCCCUGUGUUUCAUCAUUUAUGAAUGACUGUGGUAACAUGUAUUUGAAGCCCUGGUUCGGCCUGGUCUUAACAUGGAUAUUUGAUACACUCCAUGGACAAAAGUAUUUGGACGCCUGACCAUUUCACCAGCAGGGACUGUAAUGAUGUAUUCAAAUACACAUACAGUCCUUUAAAAUGGAGUGGGUUCCCCUUUUGCAGAGUUCAGGUGUGUCCAAAUACUUUUGUCCAUAUAGUGUAGGUUCACACUGGUUUCCCACAGAGUUACACUGUAAGUUGUAUUGUUUCAGCUUUUUGGUAGGUUUGAAGACAUGUCUUCAAAUGGAACACUUCCUACGAAGGAAAAUGAAAAAGUUUGACCUUCCACCUUCUGUCCACACUGUCCAGACGUUUUUUUUAAAAAUGCUUCUGGCUCCGUGUUAGCAUAGACGAUCAAAAAAGAGAGAGCUUGGAAAAGGAUGACGGCGUUACCUGCAUGUGCUUCCUGGCUGGUUCUUAUCAGCUGCGACUCGACGAUCUACGAUUCUUGGUCCUCUUUUUUAUCCUUGUUGUUUUGCGUUUGUUAUCGUUUUCGGGAAACGAUGGAGAAUCAACUUCCUGUUUACACCUUCAUGUGCCUGCUCAGUUUCCCUGAAUGGUCAUGUGAUGUACUUUUUCAGGCACGUAAGCAUGGAUGAAGAUUACGUGUGAAACUGGGCUAAAAUGCUCAUCUGGACUUUAACUGAAAACAUAGUCUUAGAACUGUCCCCUUGUCGGAAGCUUCUGUUGAAUCAAAUCUUAAAACAGACUCAUGUUUUAUCAUUCUGCAUUUCUUGAUUUCACCUCAUUUUUUUAUAAAAUGUGCUCAUGUUUCUCUGUUUUUUAUUUAUUGUUUUGCCUUUAAACGUGUGUUUUAAUGUGUGAGCCACUAUAACCUUGUUUUAGGACGUGCUAUAUGAAUAAAGCUUGUUAUUGAUGUUA
Solea solea (common sole) is the source of this 2041-nucleotide messenger RNA. Its product is annotated as ankyrin repeat and SOCS box protein 5-like. Lineage: Eukaryota; Metazoa; Chordata; Actinopteri; Pleuronectiformes; Soleidae. Gene Ontology annotation, biological process: positive regulation of protein catabolic process; intracellular signal transduction; protein ubiquitination. The transcript has 7 exons. Bases 120 to 1037 code for a protein of 305 amino acids. Gene Ontology annotation, molecular function: protein binding. The record is from RefSeq and is a predicted model, not a curated record.